This is a messenger RNA of Solanum dulcamara, 1409 nucleotides long. Its product is annotated as protein SRG1-like. The record is from RefSeq and is a predicted model, not a curated record. The transcript is spliced from 4 exons. Bases 43 to 1140 code for a protein of 365 amino acids. Lineage: Eukaryota; Viridiplantae; Streptophyta; Magnoliopsida; Solanales; Solanaceae.
GCUGAAAAAAAAAAAGUGAAGCUCGAAAAAAAAGUUCCAUCAAUGGAAGAAGCAAGAAAUCUUGGUGGUUCAAAUUUGAAAGCUCCUAGCGUUCAAGAACUGGCAAAACGACAACUAGCAAGUGUUCCACCGCGAUAUGUUUAUGAUGAUAUAGAAAAGAUAUCAUAUAAUUCUUCCAUGUUAUUGCCUCAACUUCCAGUUAUUGACAUGGAAAAACUGCUCUCAAAUGUUGGAGAUGGUCAUGAUGGUGAUUUAGAGCUUGAGAGGCUUCAUUUUGCUUGCAAAGAAUGGGGAUUUUUCCAGGUAGUGAAUCAUGGUGUGAGUUCAUCGUUCAUGGAGAAACUGAAGUCAGAAAUCCGAGCAUUUUUCGAUCUACCAUUGGAAGAGAAGAAGAAGUUUGAGCACCAAAAAGGGAAUAUUGAAGGAUUCGGUCAUGACAUGGUUUUUUCUGAAGAACAAAAGUUAGUCUGGUCUGACUUGUUUUACAUGACCACUCUCCCUGUCAGUUUGAGAAAACCUUACUUAUUUCCUAAGCUUCCUGCCUCACUUAGGGACACCUUGGAAGAACAAAGCAAACUAUUCAAUAGCCUAGCAAUAAGCAUCCUGUGUAAAUUGGCAAAGACUUUAAGGAUGGAUGAAAAGGAAAUGGGUGAUCUAUACAGUGAUGGUGUGCAGAUAAUAAGGAUGAAUUAUUAUCCUCCAUGCCCUGAACCAGACAGAACAUUUGGCGUAACCCCUCAUUCUGAUACUGAUGCACUCACUAUCCUUGUCCACUUGAAUGAAACUGAAGGUCUCCAAAUCCGAAAAGACGAUAUCUGGGUGCCAGUAAAGCCACUCCCAAAUGCUUUGACUGUGAAUAUUGGCGAUAUGAUGGAGAUAUUGAGCAAUGGUGUUUACAGAAGUAUUGAGCACAGAGCAAUUGUAAACUCAGACAAAGAGAGGCUAUCUCUUGCAACAUUCUAUACCUUUAAAAUGGACUGUGAAUUGGGACCUGCACGCAGCCUCGUUGGACCAGAUAAUCCUCCAAUUUUCCGAAGAGAUCGCUUAGGAAAAUCUAUGGAGGCUUUUACUAGAAGACAAUUUAUUGGAAAAUCGUUCAUUGAUCUCAUGAAGGUAGAGUCUAAGGAUGAAGAAUCCUAGGUAGCAUUUGAUACUCUACACGGUUUGAGAAUAGUUAUUUAAAUGACUGCCUCUGUGUUAUGUUGAAAUUUCAUUCCUUGUUUCGAAAAAUAUGUCUUUAUCUGACUUUGUAUUUCCAACUAUUUUUAUGUUUCAAACGGUGCACUAAAGCUCUUGCUGUGAAUUCUGAGCUGCAGAAGCUUCACGCUGCUUGCCAAUUCUUUGAAUGUGAAUGAAGCUAUCUGUUUUUUUUUCUACAACAUCAUGUUACCAGCUUUCAUCCUAUUAUU